This is a messenger RNA of Sclerotinia sclerotiorum 1980 UF-70, 216 nucleotides long. RefSeq lists its product with no specific name. The transcript has 2 exons. The record is from RefSeq and is a predicted model, not a curated record. Bases 1 to 216 code for a protein of 71 amino acids. Lineage: Eukaryota; Fungi; Ascomycota; Leotiomycetes; Helotiales; Sclerotiniaceae.
AUGGGAUGUAGCUGGUAUGCGGAUCUGGAAGUCCAUAUUGCGUGGCAAGUUGAGUCUUCAGACCACUACCUUCUGUCUCUUCAAAAUUAUGAAAGUAGAAUGGGAGAAGGGCUUGCGCUUGAUGAUUUUACGUUGAAGUUUUGCAUUGCUGAAUUUCCGGUGAUUCACCAUAUCAAGUUAUUGGGUUUCUUGAGACCAGAAAGAGCAUUAGAUUGA